Molecule: messenger RNA, 6760 nt
Organism: Triplophysa rosa
Lineage: Eukaryota; Metazoa; Chordata; Actinopteri; Cypriniformes; Nemacheilidae
Gene: dok7b
Product: docking protein 7b
Exons: 11
Coding region: 4242-6272 (676 amino acids)
Biological process (GO): neuromuscular junction development; positive regulation of protein tyrosine kinase activity
Molecular function (GO): protein kinase binding
Source: RefSeq, a predicted model, not a curated record
UCGCUGAAUCAAAAAUCUAUGAGAAUUAAAUGUCAAAGCUCAAAAAACAGACAAUUAAUCGUCAAAGCCCUAAAACAGACAAUUAAUCGUCAUAAUCGCAAUGAUUUAUUAGACAAUUAAUCGUCAAUCAAAUAUCAUAAUACCACAGAUUUAGACAGAGUUGUGAACAAUAUUUGAGAGAAAUAGGCCUUUUGUGUACAUAGAAAAAGUCUUAGAUCUUUGAGUUCAGCUCAUGAAAAAUGGGGGAAAAAACAAAAUGUUCAUACACUGAACAUAAUUUUGUUCAGUAUAUGACUAAAAAUGUAACUUGUUCAUUGGUUUACGCAUUUUUGUGCUUGGACACUGGAUGCAUAAGCCAGCGCCGCGAGCGAGGAUGAUGCGCGCAUUUCUCUCUGUCUUUCGCAAAUAUAACUUAAGAGUGCGAGAAACGGGAGAUGGUGAGAAAGUGCCGUAUCCAGCGUUUUAAAUAUUAAUGGCCCCUUAAAAAUACACACCUUCCGCAAGCAUAUCUUUUCUGGAGGGAGUGGAGGGGACAUGUACCACCCGCAAAUUACGCCUAUGCCAAAAUUAGAUACCAUAUAAUACCACAGCAAAAACUAUUGACCUAACAAAUAUAAAGUUCAAACGUUAUUAAAGACAAGUAAACAGUCAAGAACUAUCUCUCUCUUUCGGGUUGCUCCCAUUAUCAGGGGUCACCACAGCUGUUUUACGCUGCAUGCAGUCAGUAAAUAAGAACUAAUGAGAAAAAGACAAGCUAUAGCACAUAAUAUAAAUAAACAGAAGACAUUAAACAUUGCUUUAGGUUUUUAAGCUUAAUGGUGUUCAGAUACAGAUAUAAUCAAAUGCAAUAAUCAAAAUGCAAAAUAAUAUUUUCAGAUAACAGAAUGCAUAUUCUUCACUGUGUUAAAUAUAAAAAUGACAACUGACUGUUUUUCAGGAUUCUCGUCAAGUCGGGUAUUUUUGACAUAGUUCUUCUGUAUGUAUUUGUCCCUUCAAGCACAAGAAGAAACGGAAAGAAAGGAAGAGAGGUCUGAGGCGCGACCUGAUCGAGCAAGUCACAAAUCCGUCUGAAAAAACUGUCUCGAGCGUCUUUCACACUGGCACACUAUUAAGCAUGCAGAAAUUGUUAGAUCUAGGGGACGAAAUAAGCUUAUGCAGUUUACAUAUGAACGCGACCGGAGAUGAACAUAUAGGCUACUGAAAAAACAUUUCUGCUUUAACAGCCACAAGGCCGUGCCAAACACGGUGUGUGUUACAAGUCUGGAAUGGUGAGAAUUGAAAACAUUGUGCUUUGUACGUUUUUUGUCUUUAAACCAACCGUUUAGGUCUUUAGCCGUUAAGUUUAAAUCAUGUCUGGCUAGCGCGCGGAGAGUAAAUCCUUACCUUCUACUGUAAUUUACACCAAUUCUUCAUUUCACAUAGUUUGCUGGUCAAAAACAUACACAAAGAACGUCACGUAAACAAUUUAUUUGCAAUGCUUUCAUGUGCUAAUAUUAUUUUAAAAUAAUUUGCUAGCUAUCAUUUGCAGUAAGUUAGCAUUUUUAUAGAAAAUAAACAUUGCAGUACCCCAACUUAAACUUUCGCAAAGAUAUAAUUAAUGAAUGAAAUCCAGUUAAACAAGACUGAUUUUACUGACCUGAUCCUUCUGCUCGCGAUGAACUUCCAUGGUACACAGACAGUACAGUACACUGUCACGAAGCGGUUAGCAGCUGUUCAGCUAUAGCGCUCAGACUGUUUGCAUCAGCGUAUGACAUCAUAUUAAUGCGAGAUUAAUGUCUCGCGUUACUUUCAGCGCAUACGCUAAAUGAUCUGCGCAGCACUCUGUAAACUCCGACACACAUCUUAAAACUUCUUUGCGCAACAGAGGUGGCCAGAUAGGUGGCCAUCCAUCAUUCCGGGGUAGCCGUGGCCAGCCAUGGCCACCAUGUAGCUACGCCUCUGUCUACACCACAAACACAAUCCGGUCAAGUGCGUUUUCGACUUCUUCUGGAAGUGUUAUAAAGUCAGCAAGCUCAAAACGUUUCACACCCUGUUUACACCUGUAUUUAAGGUCGUCCACUUGUGAUCCGAUCGACCAAAACAGGCCCUGAGAGUACAGGCACUUCAUGGGAUAAUAAGAUUUCACCCCUAGAUCCGCCACGGCUCCGAAUAACCACAAAAUACGUCCACAUAACAGUGUUUUGCAUUUGAUACGUAGGCCUAUAGGUAACACACACCUACUGUCUCUGAAAUCAUCGCUUGUGCUGUGUAUUACAGCAAAUACUUCCAUGUAAACGGGAGCAAAGAAGUGUUGUCAUGUAAUUUAUUGGUUUAGCUCCUCAGUACUUGAAUGAACUCCUCUUGUAUUACAGUCCUUCACGUGCUUGUGAAGGCUUGUGCAGAGGCAGCAGCUUUUGCCAGAGGGGAACUGGAAUCCCCUGGUUGGGCCUGGGUUCUCCUGAGGUUUUUUCUUGAUUAGAGUUUUGGGUUCCUCGCCACCGUUUGCAUACUGUUUUUUGCACUAUUUGCCUGGCCGGGGGGGCUGCUUCAGAAUUAGAAUUUUAAAUUUUUACUUAAUUAAUAUUGCAUAUAGGAAUUUAUAGUCUGUUAUAUUUGACCUGUGCUUCUCUCUCCUGUGCAUGUCUGUGUGUGUGCGCAUACUUGUCUGUGUGUGUGUGUGUGUGUGUGUGUGUGUGUGCGUGCGUGCGUGCGUGCGUGCGUGCGUGCGUGCGUGCGUGUGUGUGUGCGCGUCCAUGUGUGCGUGUCUAUGUGUGUUAGUACGUGUGCAUAUUGUGUGUGUGGAGUGUUUUGUUUGUGGGUAUGUCUGUCUUCUGUGUUUUCACCUUUUUCUUGUUUUUACAGGUAUAACUUUAAUUGUUUUGCUUAUAGUCAAUAUGUCUUAUGUACAGCUGCUUUGUAACAAUGAAAAUUGUAAAAAGCACUAUAUAAAUAAAGUUGAGUUGAGUUGAGAGUUGAGUCAUGUAAACAUGUUACUGCGAUUAAGUCCUUACUCUGAUUAUUGGAUAUAAUGGCAUUAUAGAUGCGCAUGUGAACUAGUCAGUGUCACAAACUGAGCUCAGAUUUGUCAACUCUGCAAUCAAAAGUUAAUAUUAUUGAAGAUUUCAAUGUAACCUCAAACAUUUCUCAUAUAAUACUCCAUACUCUUCGUGUAUUUUAACAAUUGCUUCAUUUGUUUCUGUUUUCAUUUCUCCUGAGCAAUUUCCGGAGAGACAUAGACUACUUAAAUGAAACACAACUAAGAACUCCAUCUUUUGAGCUAUGAAAGCGAAAUCAGAAUUCUGCCCUUUCUGACUAUUGCUAUUUAUGUGCAAUUUAAAAAAUCAUAAAUGUAUAAUAUAUAAAUGUCAUUGCAUGAAUGCUAUCAGGUUUUCACGUAAAUUCAUUCCGAAUUACAUAUGAGAAAAGCCUCUUACACAUUUCCAUUUUAUUGCAGUCCAUAAAAACCCUCUUCACGGGAGAUCUCUCAGGGAUAUGAACUGUUUUCUCCAGUGAGGUAAACUGUUGUUGUGCCUUUAGACAAGAUGCACGGUGGGAUACAAAAUGCUGCAUUGUGCAAAAUGGCCUAUCUCUCACUACAGUGUAACUGUGUUACCCAAUUACUCCCCCACUGGGAUUCAGCUUGCUUUAUAACAACCUUACUGAGUACAUCCAGUAUUUCUUGUGAUGAUAAACUAUUAUUUAAACUGUACGUGUAUGUUUGCAUUUCGUUUUAUCAAAGAAUUUGAUUGUCUGACUGUUAGGUAUGCGUGCAUCUCUGGGCCAGGUGUUGUAAAUUCAAUUGGCACCUUUAAAUUUGCCACUUUGAUCCAAACAGACAACUGUAAAAACCUUUGGGGGUAGACUGAUGGUAGUGUGUGUGUGCGUGUGUGUGUGUGUGUGUGUGUGUGCGCGUUCAUGUUUGUAUAUCCCGGUGGGGACCUAAACCUGAAUACACACCAACACAUGGGGACUCGUGUCACCGUGGGGACCAAAAUUGAGGUCCCCAGGGGCAAAAAAGCUAAUAAAUUGUACAGAACAAUAUUUUUUACAAAUCUAAAAAUGCAAAAAGUGUUCUAUGAUGUUUAGGUUUAGGGAUAGGGUUAGGGAUGCGUGUGCGUGUGUGUGUGUGUGUGUGAGAGAGAGAGAGAGAGAGAGUUAAUGUCCGUGUUAGAGCAGUGUAGACAGUUUGGAGGUUAUUUUGAAAGUGACCCCCUCACCGCCGCGGACCGCACACACACAGCUGUCGGGAACCAUGACACAAGAUGACGGAUACGGUUGUCGUAGAGGGACAAGUCAGACUCCGAGAGGGGAAAAAGGUGCUUAAACGCAAGUGGAAAAAUAGAUGGGUGAUUCUACGAAAACCUUCGCCUGUAGCAGACUGCCUGUCCCUGUUGGUGUAUAAGGAACGCGGAGAGAGAAGAAAAGGGCAGAGAGAGAGGAGUCAGGCAACGCUGAGGGAUAUCUGUGGACUUGAAGCUCUUCAGGGCUUUGAUGGAGUGAAUUAUGUGCUCAGUCUACUCUGCCUGAGCCAGUCUGUCAUGCUCGGCUUUGACAACAGAGUGACUCUUCUGGCCUGGGAAGCUCGUAUCCGCUACAGCCUUGGGGAAGUUCACAGGUUCAGCGUCGACGUUCAGCCUGGCACCAAACUAGAAAGUGGCCCCGCCUCCCUGCAUUUGUGCAACAACUUGCUUGUCAUUGCCAGAGACCUCCCCCCAACUGUCAUCGGCCAAUGGAAACUGUCAGACUUAAGGCGUUAUGGCGCCGUUCCUAAUGGAUUUGUCUUUGAGGGCGGGACAAGAUGUGGUUACUGGGCUGGUGUUUUCUUCCUGGCCUGUGCAGAAGGCGAACAGAUCAGUUUUUUGUUCGACUGCAUCGUUCAGGGCAUAUCGCCAAGCAGGGGGCCGUUUGGACUGCGUCCAGUCCUGCCAGACCCCAGUGCUAACCCAUCGUCUACAGAAGACAGGAUUAGCCAGGAGGCCAGUGAACUAGAGAAACGACUCAGUAUGCUGUCUAUAUGUAGCCAACACAGCAGUGCAGCCUCCAGCUUCAGUUACGGUGCCUCCUUGGCAGGAGACGAUAGAAGUAUCUCCAGCUCCUCCUCUGAGACCAGCCAUUCUGAUAACAGCCUGGGCAGUCGUCUGGCAAUAUGGUCCGAGCCGGUCAGACAUCCCACCCCUAUCGAACCUUCAUCAUCAUCAUUAGGGGCAACUGGACCCAAAAUCACAGCCUGUUCUGUCAGCACGUCCAGCGACGAGCGUCUGUACGGAGCGGUUAUGGGAGGACUCCGACCCCCAUCCAAGCCACCUCAACCUAGAGGCCUUCAAGAGGCGGGACGCCAGAACUCAACCGACAGCGGUAUCGCCACAGGGAGCCACUCGUCCUAUUCUGGAAGCUUCUCUUCUUAUACUGGUAGCAUGGAUAAUGGGCACGCAGAGACUGAUGAGUUUGGAUCCUUAAUAAGUCUUCCUCCAAACACAGUUUUGAACUCAAACACUCCAGUACGGUCCGUUACCCUCAUACCCGAGCACAUGUCAUGUGUGUGUCCGCACAGAGACCCUGGGUACCAGGUACCAAAUCAAGCUCUGCAGCAUUACGAUGUCCCACGUCGGCUAGCGCAAAAACACUCCUCCGAUCAGGAGCAGUGUUCGACUGCAGUCCAGGAACGGAGGCCUGAAAGGGGAGCUCUGGGACUAGAGGACAUCUCUGCAGACGUCUCUCUUAAACAGACUGUCCCACUGAGAUUCAACUGGUGUAGUGAAGGAGCAGCGCCCCCUGAAGGCUCAACAGCGCCAGAAUUACAGCCCGCCAUCUGUCCUGACUGUGGGGGAGGCAAGGUGGUGGAGAGGAGCAGGUGCGAGAUGAGAGGCAGUUCUGAACACCAGAAACCUUUUCAUGAAACUGACGCAGAUCCUAAAGGCAAUUAUGAGCAAAUGGCAUAUAUGACUGAUGCAUGCAGGUGGCCACAGUUCAGAGCAGGAGAGUAUGGAAGUAUGCGCAUUAGCCCCGGCGACAUGGGACUGACGGUUAUUGACAGACUUCAAGGUGAUUCUGCUAACUAUGUGAAUAUACCAGUAAGCCCUACAUCUAAACGACAGCUACACUAUAUAGAGUUGGAUCUGCAGGAUCGCCAGGAGUCAAGCCACACCGUGAGAGCAUCGAACUCGAGCACUAAAUAUGCACACAUUGACAUCACUGCUACAGAGACGGUACAGAGGGUGGGAGCCCAGCAUGCACAGGGCCGAGAGCAAAGACUACAGGAACUAGAACAGAAAAGAAGAGGAACUCUCCCCUGAACAUAAAACAAACAUACAGUCCAGUGGGGUUCAUGACAGUAUUUUGUGUAAAAUGUCAGCCCAUCAUAUACUGAAAUCUGUGUACAAAUACCGUUCAACUUGUCACAAUUGUUAUGCAGGUAUUAUCAUUUAUAAUGAACAUCCUCAAUAGAAGCAUUUUAAUAGUAGUCUCAGACUUUUGGACCCCACUGUACAUUUAUGCAGUGACCUUUUAAAUUUUAUGAAUUUAAAUAACAACACAGGUCUAUGUUUAACAAUGAUUGUAAUGAAUUUAUUUCUACAUUAUAUAAUAUGUGUCCUUUUGUGGAUGAAUGUGUUAUUGUCCCCGAUAUUUACAAUAGAAUUACAAAGGUUUUACUAAAUACAUAAACUUUUUUUUGGCUGUUGACAACUGUAAAUAUAUAUUUCCUUAAGUGACCAAUUUUACUCUGUGCAUUUACACAUUUAAAUAUUUCAUAAGAAACGUGCAUUUUUCAGAUAUUAUUUUC